CCAGACUGUGUCAUAGAUCAUGUGUUCAUGGCUGCCUCUUCAUCGUGAGGGACAUGAAGGAAUCAAAAUGUAUUGUUUUUGAAGACUGAAAAAUAGAAAAAAAAUUGAUAAUAAAGAGGAAAAAUAAACACACGUGAGGCUCAUUCUGGGGGCGUUAUGCUCUGCAGAAAGUGGAAUAAAAAAAAGGGGGGAAAGAUUAUGUGAUAAAAACAGCAGUGUUUGAAGUGAGCCUUAUUUGAAGUUUGCAGACAUAGUAUAGGUAAUUAUUUUUCAUAGAUGCACCCCGUCUUGUGCGUCAGCCGUACGUCACGCACAGGCCUAAUGGGCAACCGUAGAACAGCGUUGUUGUGGAAAAAACUCCGCUUUAUUCAAUGUAUAUCCAGAAGAGUUUUAAACAUCGCUGUUGUUGAAGGGUAACAUUUUAUUUGUUGAAAAUUUAUAUUUUUAUCCUCUAUAUUAAAAAAAAAUCAGUUCUCCAUCUUUCCUACAUGAUGGCUGGGAGAUGCGCGCUGAUAAUCGAUAGAUGGAUGCAGGUAACCUUCCUCCUCGCGCGCGCAGCAUCACCACGCAUCCUUACUCCGCUGUGCAGCCUUCCUCCCCAUCACCACACAUGUGAGAAAUCGCCUGUGGGGAGCCCUGCCUAUUGAUCUCCCAAACAUCUGGAAAAGCUCCUAUUUGUGCUUGAAGGCGAGCUGGAGUGAGACAGCAGCAGCAGCGGCGGCGGCGGCGGUGGCGGCGGCGGCGGCGGGACGGAGCGCCCGACACCUUCUUCACGGCAUCAAUAUGCUGUAGUGUGAUAUAGCAGCUCUGCGGAGACGAGAAGGCCAGUCCAUGGCAUCUUGAUUUUUUACCCAAACCCCCCUUUUUUGCACAUUGCUCCUCAUUUUUUCUUGAUUUUUACGCAUUUUUAUUCUCCCUUUUUGGAGGGGAGGAGGGGGGGAGAAAGGAUUAACUUGACCGAGAUAACGGAGUGAAGACACCUUCCCGAUAAUUCAAUUUGACCAAAUUCAGUUCGGGAGGGGAUUAUCGUUGGACCUGCGAUGGACUCCAGCGCGGGGGAGCAUGGCAUGGCUCGCUCGGGAUUGUUUCUGCUUCUGACGGGGCUGAUGUGGAGGUUUGGCGGCGCUUGCCCCGAAUCCUGCACUUGCACCAUCUCAAGGAUUGUUUGUAUUGAUUCCGAGCCGGGGAUCGAGGAUUUCCCCGUCCUCACGUUGGAUGACAUGGAAAACAUCACCGAGAUACACAUCGCCAAUCAGAACAGACUGUUUGACCUCAGCGACAGCAGUCUGAGACACUACAUCAACCUCAGAAAUCUAACGGUAACUAGGACAAGAUUGACAUCCAUAUCUUCAGACGCAUUUUUUAACAACACAAGGCUUCAAUAUGUAAAUUUAAGAGACAACAAUCUGUCAACGCUCUCAUGGAGAACGUUUCAGAACUUUAACAUUACAUUUCCGCUUCUUCUGUCUGGAAAUCCCCUGGAUUGUGUUUGUGAGAAUUUGUGGAUCAAACUGAAGCUCCAAGAAGAAGCCGACAGCCCAGAUCUGACAUGCACUGAUGACAGAGGAGUGACGAGGGACUUUGCCACCCUCACUCCUCCAGACUGCGUGGUUCCCACAGUAGAAGUCACCCCCAAAAAUGUGACAGAGAUGGAAGGGGGGAAUGUCAAGGCGGUGUGCAGCGCCUCAGGCUCUCCUGCUCCUGUGAUCCUGUGGAAUCUGGAUAUGCUCUCAACCCACUAUGAGAUUGACCCUUCGGACACAGAGAGCAUCCUGACGCUGACAGGCCUGUCGUCAGAUGAUAAUGGAAGGAAGAUCGUCUGCAGCGUGGAGAACAUGGUCGGCCAGUCGGAGGCCACGUUAGAGCUCAACAUUCUCUUUCCCCCCGCAAUCCUGCAACUGCUGCCUCCAGAGCGGAACCACCACUGGUGCAUCCCGUUCACGGUGACCGGGAACCCCAAGCCCGAGCUGCGCUGGUAUCACAACAACACCACUCUGGAGGAGCAGGACUUCAUCCGCACCAUCAUCCACGAGUACACCGAGAACGAGGACCACGGGUGUCUGCAGCUGGUCAACCCCACCCACAUCCACAACGGCAAGUACAGGCUGGUGGUCAAGAACGAGUUCGGUCAGGAUGAGAAGACGGUUUCAGCGCAGUUCAUCGAUCCACCGUACUUCAACACCACAGAACCAGAAUUUGGCUACAGCUACCCUGAUCCCUCACUUCCCCCUCUGGAUGACAGUGUUGCAGUAAGUGAUCCCAAUCUGGUGUAUGUGGUUGUGGGGAUUGCCGGCGUUGCCCUGACCGGCUGCGUUCUGAUGGUGAUCAUCCUGAAGUACGGAAGAAACUCCAAGUUUGGAAUCAAAGGCUCCUCCUCGGUCAUCAGUAACGACGAUGACUCCGCCAGCCCUCUUCAUCACGUCUCCAAUGGCAACAACACCCCGUCCUCCUCAGAGAUGGGUCCAGACGCAGUGAUCAUUGGGAUGACAAAGAUUCCUGUCAUUGAGAACCCGCAGUACUUCCGUAACUCCGGCAGCAUGCUGAAAUCUGACACAUUUGUCAAGCACAUCAAGAGACACAACAUUGUGCUGAAACGGGAGCUGGGUGAAGGAGCCUUUGGGAAGGUCUUCCUCGCUGAGUGCUACAACCUCGUCCCACACCAGGAGAAGAUCCACGUCGCGGUCAAGACUCUGAAGGAGGCCAGCGAGAGCGGCCGAGCCGACUUCUACAGAGAAGCUGAGCUGCUCACCAACCUGCAGCACGAGCACAUCGUCACUUUCUACGGCGUGUGCGUGGAGAGCGACCCCCUCAUCAUGGUCUUUGAAUACAUGAAGCAUGGGGACCUGAACAAGUUUCUCAGGUCCCAUGGUCCCGAUGCUGUUCUCAUGGCAGACGGUCAGCACAGUAUCUUGGUGGAGCUCACUCAGUCCCAGAUGCUGCACAUUGCCCAACAGAUUGCUGCUGGCAUGGUCUACCUGGCCUCCCAGCACUUUGUCCACAGAGACCUGGCGACGAGAAACUGCCUGGUGGGAGAAAACCUGCUGGUCAAAAUCGGAGACUUUGGCAUGUCCAGAGACGUUUACAGCACAGACUACUAUAAAGUGGGCGGUCACACGAUGCUGCCGAUUCGCUGGAUGCCCCCGGAGAGCAUCAUGUACCGGCGCUUCACCACGGAAAGUGACGUGUGGAGCCUCGGCGUGGUGCUGUGGGAGAUCUUCACCUACGGCAAGCAGCCCUGGUACCAGCUCUCCAACAAUGAGGUGAUCGAGUGCAUCACGCAGGGCCGGGUUCUGCAGCGUCCUCGCACCUGUCCCAAGGAGGUGUACGACCUGAUGCUGGGCUGCUGGCAGAGGGAACCUUACAUGAGGCUGAACAUCAAGGAGAUCUACAGCAUGCUCCAGAGUCUGGCCAAGGCCUCUCCGGUGUACCUGGACAUCCUGGGCUGAGGCUCCGGCGCCGAGUGUAUGUACUUCUGAGGGGGAUGUGUGCUGUUGUCUGUGGACAAGUGCUCGUGAGAGCACAUCACAGGGGCAGGGAUGGGAGGAGGAAUUGAUGGUUUCGCGACUCCAUCUGUGUACGGAUCCUGGCUGUAAAUGCUAACCGUCCAUGUCCUCAUCGCAUCAGCAGAAGCCUUAAAUUUGAAGUUUAUUUAUUUAUUUAUUUUAAGGCACGUUUAUAAAAACCAAAAUCCACACAAACCGCUCAGAAAUAAUAUUUCCCUCCAAUCCCAGAAUUUCUGGGAAUAAUGGAAUAAUUGGGAAUAAUUGUUUCCUUUUUUCUUUUUUUUAAAAUCAUUUUAUCAGACGUUCUAAAAGGUUCAAUCAGUGGAUCUGCUUUAAAAAAAAAAGCACAGCUUAUUUAGUGAUGCAUAUUUGUUGAAUUCUUGCCAUAAAACAAAUGAAUGCAUUCCGCUUUAAAAAAAAAAAUAAAAUAAAGAAUACAACUUCACCUUCAUACAGUGAAGAUCUAGAAGUGCUCUCCUCUGAAACGCCGGUCCCAGUCAGCCGGGGUGGCGGCUGUCGCAGUCGCGGUGAAGCAUGUCAGCAUGGGCGCCGGGGAGCUCCACUCCACUUUUAGUCUUGGUUUCCUGUGAUUUAAGAAAAAAAAAAAAACUGUGAUUUGAGCGUCUGGUACAGACUUCUGUAAAAUAAAAUAAAAUAAAAUAAAAGAAACCAGUAGCGAUCACUCCAGUCCUACAAAACCACGUUUUUAUAAAUGGAGGUGUACAGCAGUGAGAGUUUCUUUAGAGCACUUUGUAGCGUUUAAAAUCCUCCAAAAUCAACCCUCAUCUUCUACCUAAAACCAUCAGGUUAGCCGUGCUGAAACACCAGGUGAACACAUCCGUCUCUGUUUUUCUACAGUGUUCUGUAAAAUAGUCCCACAUCUGCUGUACAUAAACUGCUGUCCAUUCUGUACAGUUCUGUCUAUAUGAAUAGUAGGCUAUGUUUAAUAGUAUAAUCUGUUUCAAGCAGGUAACAUGUCCAAACUGUGUACUGAAGACAAUGUAUUACGGGCCGCAGGCAAUAUAAGUGUAAAUAAGAUUUUAUUUGUGCAACGUUGUAUGAUUUCUUUGUGCUUGUUCAUAAUACCAGUGAGAAUACAAUCUUUUUUGGUAACCUUUGAUAUGGAGAGGACUUUGAAACAUUCAUUUCUGAUAAAAGAAGGAAAAAAAAACCCCAGAUGUGGUCUCUCCUCUCCGCUGUGGUGGAGAGCGGUCUGAGAUGACGCCCGUCUGCAGGAGGACCGCGGACAACAUCAGGAUCUCCUCCUCCCGGCCCGCCUCUCCCGCUUCGACCACCUCUGACAGACUGUAGCCUAAUAACUGUGACUUUGCAUCAUGAAUAGUAUAUUAUUUUGAAUGUAAUCUAGCUAGGUGGGGAUCUUUUUUGAAUGUAAUUUAUCCUGGGGAAGGGGAGGAGGGCGGUUAAAGGAUUUUCUUUUGUAUAUAUGGUCAAAAAGAAGAAAAAAAAAUUACAAGAUUAACGUUUUCAUUCCAGUGAAGAUAAAAAGAUUUUACUUACUAUGUUAAUAGGAGCAGAGUGUGAAUAUUUGAAUGGAUUUGGAAAUAUGUCAGAAUGCAAGACAGAGUGUGUGUGUGUGAGUGUGUGUGUGCAUACAGACUUAAUCCUGCUUUACUCAGCCAGUUCUAUCAAUCAAUUCAAUGCUUUGUGCAUCACGUGAGUAGUUUAUCCACAAUUAAUGGAGAUGUUUCUUGUGAUACUGUGCAUUUAAUAAAGGUGGUAUGUCUUACAGUA
Molecule: messenger RNA, 5255 nt
Organism: Oryzias melastigma (Indian medaka)
Lineage: Eukaryota; Metazoa; Chordata; Actinopteri; Beloniformes; Adrianichthyidae
Gene: ntrk2b
Product: neurotrophic tyrosine kinase, receptor, type 2b
Exons: 18
Coding region: 1041-3446 (801 amino acids)
Biological process (GO): trans-synaptic signaling by neuropeptide, modulating synaptic transmission; multicellular organism development; cell surface receptor protein tyrosine kinase signaling pathway
Cellular component (GO): plasma membrane; axon; signaling receptor complex
Molecular function (GO): brain-derived neurotrophic factor binding; brain-derived neurotrophic factor receptor activity; ATP binding
Source: RefSeq, a predicted model, not a curated record